This is a messenger RNA of Priceomyces carsonii, 1239 nucleotides long. RefSeq lists its product as uncharacterized. The record is from RefSeq and is a predicted model, not a curated record. The transcript has a single exon. The coding region runs from base 1 to 1239 and encodes 412 amino acids. Lineage: Eukaryota; Fungi; Ascomycota; Pichiomycetes; Serinales; Debaryomycetaceae. Gene Ontology annotation, cellular component: nucleus. Gene Ontology annotation, biological process: regulation of transcription by RNA polymerase II.
AUGUCGAAAGUAACUAAUGAAGACGAUAACAACAUCAAUAAUGAUACGAAUAAAAGUUCUGGCACAAAUUCAAAUCUAACGGAGAUAAAUAAUCACGCAACUAACAGUGAGAAGGAUAUAGGGAGAGUAUCGCAUUCUCUACCCGUGCCCAUGCCUUCAAGUUCAGCAGUUCCGGUAUCAACGAUGACAGCAACUCCAGCGACAGGUCCUUCUACAUCACCUCAAAAUUCUUCCCCAUAUCUCAGCCAUUAUGGCUAUCAGACAAAUGCAAACUACCCAUCUGUUCCAUACUUGGCACCAUCACUGUCAUAUAAUAAUUAUUUCAAUUCAAGGGUCCCAAAUCAGCCCUUCGACCAUCAGUUAAAUUCGAAUACUAUAAAUCAAUCGGUACAGGGUUCUACGGGUAUCUCAGAUACCACUUCAAUCCCUCAGAAUCCUUCUCAAAUGCAACAGCAUCAAAGUCAAAGUCAAAGUCAGCAACAUUUCACUCAGUCAUCUGUUCCUUCUGAGGAGAACCUAAAUUACAUAUUCAAAGUUGGAGGGUCCAAGAGUAAAGUAGACGAAUAUUCUAGGAAAUUUAAUUCUAAAAAAAUAAAGGACAUUCAAUCAAGGCCUUAUGUUUGCUCGUUUCCUGGAUGCGAAUGGGCUUUUGCCAGACAGUCUGACUUGAGACGACAUGCGAAAUCCCACGCUGAGCCGAUGUUUCACUGUCCUUACUGGAGAAAUGAUCCUACAUGCCAUCGUAAUGGUGGAGCUUUCAAUCGUCUAGAUGUUUUAAAGCGACACUUACGACUAGUUCAUUAUAUUCAAGAUAAGCAACAAAUUAUACCAGGGUCAAAAGAAGACCCCGGGUGGUGUAGGGCAUGCCAAAGGAUGUUUUCGAAUUCAAAACAGUUUAUUGAUCAUUGCACGGAGUGCGCUCUGCUGCUAAGUCCAGCCGAAUGGAAAGCAACAGGGUUUCAAGGUCAACCAACGACGGAUCAUCAAUUACAAAAGUCAGCCGCUAAUAAUACAUCUCCUCAGAAUGUUAAUUACGAUGAUAAUCAACGUCAACAAGUCGAAAGUGCAGCGGCAGCUAUUUAUGAUCUUCCGAAGAUUGGCAAGAAUGAUGACAAGGAGAAUUACUUUUUGAAUUCCGACGAUGGAGGAGACCCAUCUUUGACGAGUCCUAAUAAUCUAUCGAAGAGAAAAAAUGAUUUGGAGAGUGAGACAGACAGUAAACGAUCAAAAAGGGACUAA